CGUGAAAGUAUUCUCACGUUCGUUUUUGCGAAUGCAAAAGACCUGGAGUCGGGUGAACGACCAAAUGGUGUUUUCUACUGCGCUGGAAAAAGUGGAGAGGGAGAUCGCCCUCAUGAAGCGUCUGCGCCAUCCGAAUCUCGUUUCUCUGGUCGAUGUGAUCGACGACGAAGAAGAGGACCAAAUUUAUAUGGUAAUUGAGUAUGUGGAGAAUGGACAAAUUAUGUAUUAUGAUCCUAACUCCCUCCGCUUCUUCUCUAAGCGAACAGGAGGUGUCCUCCCUGAAUCGAUAGCGAAGAAAUACCUUUACGAAAUCGUUCAAGGACUGAAAUACCUCCAUCUUCACAAAGUAGUACAUCGUGAUAUCAAGCCCGAGAACAUUCUCAUCACCAAAGACGACCACUGUAAGAUAUCCUUUCUGUUUCUCCAUUUCCACGUUUCCCUCACCCCACAUCGUCGACUUCGGCGUUGCUCACAUCUUCGACACCCUCACCGGCCACAACCAAUCCUCGGGAUCCGACCUGCCUGUCUCCAACCGUCCUCUGCACAUGCUGACUCGCUCGCCGACGGGCCUCAUGUCGAACACCGCGGGCACGACGUACUUCUACCCUCCGGAAUGCUGCGCAGACCAGCCCUACAACACCUACGCGGCCGACAUCUGGGCGCUGGGCGUGACGCUGUUCGCGAUGGUCGUGGGCCGAUUGCCGCUGUACAACCCCGAUCCCAUCGAUUUCAUGGACGAUCUCGUGGAGAAGGAGGUCGAGAUCCCCGCGGAUCUGUCGCCCGCGUUACAAUAUCCUUUUUUGUGUUUUUGUGUUUUUGUGUUUUUGUGUUUCUUAACGAGAGGGAUUUGCUGGGUCGGUUUUUGGAUAAGGAUCCAGCGAAGCGGAUUUCGAUCGAUGAGAUUUUGAGUCAUGAGUGGCUGCGGGGAUGCGAGUCCAGCGCGGGGGUCGCGGGGCCGCAGAUCAAUCGGCGCGAUCUCUCGUCGGACGAGGUGCAGCACGCGCUGUCGCUGCGGAUCUCGCUGCAAUCGAAGAGCGAGGAGCCCGAGGGAGCGAUGAAUCCCGCGAAUGAAUCGAAUGAAUCGAAUGAAUUGAAUGAAUUGAAUGAAUUGAAUGAAUUGAAUGAAGCGAAAGGAUUGAAUGAAUCGAAAGGAUUGAAUGGAGACAAGAAAGAGGAGGAGUCGAACGAGGAAGCAAAAGGAGAGACGUUGAGUGAGGCUGAGUCGAUGAUGAAGAAGGAGAAGGAAGCGGACGCAGCAGAGGAAGAAAAGGCGGGGAACGAAGAAAGAGAGAAGAUGGUCAUCGAGGGGAGCGCGGAGAAGAGCGCGGAGGAGGGAGAGACUGCUCGGGGUUCAACGAGUGUGUUCGUAAUGACGCCGGAAGGAGCCGAGAUCAGCGCAGGAGUCACGCCAGAGGGAAAUGCGGACAUGACCGAUAGCUUGGCUCCGGAGAAUCCGAAUAGCAAUACCCAGUCGAAGGACUGCUGCGUUAUCUUGUGGAGUGUUUUUUUUAACAAACAAAAAACACAUUUUCGACUGAUUCGAUUUCACUCUAAGGGAAAUGCUUCUAAAAAGGGCCUACUGUGUGCGUUAAGUUGCGAAUUUCAUUUGUUAAAAAAUUGUGACUGUUUAUAA
This is a messenger RNA of Blastocystis hominis, 1633 nucleotides long. RefSeq lists its product as hypothetical. Gene Ontology annotation, biological process: protein phosphorylation. NCBI's taxonomy places the organism in Eukaryota, Bigyra, Opalinata, Blastocystidae. Bases 65 to 1633 code for a protein of 522 amino acids. The transcript has 7 exons. The record is from RefSeq and is a predicted model, not a curated record. Gene Ontology annotation, molecular function: ATP binding; protein kinase activity.